Molecule: messenger RNA, 2358 nt
Organism: Closterium sp. Yama58-4
Lineage: Eukaryota; Viridiplantae; Streptophyta; Zygnematophyceae; Desmidiales; Closteriaceae
Source: the annotation of a GenBank genome assembly
AUGGAUUUCGACCUGGUUUGUACCCUUGUAAGCACGUCCAGUCUCGUUGACGAGCUCACCACGAUCAAAUGGAAACGUCAGCAGGAAGCGGUUGUUGAGAUGUCCGAGACGGGUCUUGUGGUCGUAGCAGAGGAGCUUAAUUGCCUGCACGCACGUGCUUUUUUCAGGAAAGAGCUCUUCAUGGACUACGUUUAUCGACCAGACGGCCUGAUAAUCAACUCCUGCUCAAGCGUCUUCAGGCUUUCGGAUCCAUCCAAUAGCAACAGCAGCAUUGGAGCGGAGAUUCGUACUCUGCUUCCUGAUAUGAACCCGCCUGAAUGGGCGCUGGAUGUUGACACAUCGACUCCACAAAACGCACCUGUCAGCUUUGCAAUUCGGUCUAGCGUUCUUAAGGAGUUGAUUGAAGAUUUGGAAUGGCCUGGUGCCAGUGUUCGAAUUUCCAUCAGCCCUCAGCCAGCAGGAGUGACGUUUUUGGCACAAGGCCAUGGUGACUUACAGGUUGACCUCCUUGUUGGGCGGUGCAACAACCUCUUUGUUGACUUCAAAUGUCACCGUCCCAUUUCAUUCUUGUAUCGCUACAAGCAUCUCAGUGCAGCAACUGCUAGCAUUCCUGCUGCUGUUUUGAAGGAAAACCAUGCGAGCAAACUGACAAUCGACCGUCAUGGCCUCUUGAGAGUGCAGCAUGUUGUGAACAUGCGAGCCACUGGGCCUGGUGGAAGAAAUGCUAAUGAUGCCCCAGAUGGAUUCGAUUCACAUUGGCUGACGUGGCUCCACCAGGCAGCAUCUCAUCAAAGCGUGGCUGUUAUUGGCUCCCGCAACGCUGGCACAUUGUCACGUCAACGUCAUCUCCCCAACAAAGUCCGCCCUGCUGGUCAGAUUUCACACACUCCACUCGUACACUUUCAACUCCCUCCACACCUCAUUCUGCCCUGCAUUUCCAGGGCUGAGGGUUUCUCUUUCCGCAUUUCCCUGCCAUCAACUUCGUUGACCAGAGCGAUCUGUUGCAUCCCUCCUUCCUCCAUGGCGACUGCGACUGCUCGCUCGUUGGUCUGCGCGCAUUUCACCGCCGCGCAACUCUCCCCUGCAGAGGGAGAGUCGUCCUCUCUGAAGGCUUUCGCCAAGUCCGUGAAGUCCAACGGCCUCUCUGCGGUCCCUCACAGCCGCAAGUCUGUCGCUAACCGUCGCAGGACCUGUGCGAAUGGGAGCAGCAGUCGCAGAAGACAGCCAGUGAUGGCGGCAGCGGGCGACGGUGCGACGAAGAAGUGUCGUAUCACGCUGCUGCCGGGCGACGGCAUCGGCCCCGAGAUCAUGGCAGUGGCUGUGAAGCUGCUCAAGUCUCUCGGCGAACUGGAAGGCAUCACCUUCGAGUUCAAGGAGGCGCUGGUCGGAGGUGCGGCGAUCGACGAAUUCGGCGUGCCUCUGCCCGAGUCAACUCUCGCCACGUGCCGCGACAGCGACGCCGUUCUGCUCGCUGCCAUUGGAGGGUACAAGUGGGACACCCUGCCCGCAGAUCUUCGCCCUGAGCGCGGGCUGCUGGGACUGCGCGCGGGGCUCGGCGCUUUCGCAAAUCUGCGCCCCGCCACCGUCUUCCCCCAGUUGAUCGAUGCGUCGUCGUUGAAGCGCGAGGUGGUGGAGGGGGUAGACAUCAUGGUGGUGCGCGAACUGACGGGCGGAAUCUACUUUGGAGAGCCCAAGGGAUUCGGACAUGAUGCAGAGGGCAACAGGACAGGCUUCAACACCAUGAUCUACUCUGUUCCUGAGAUCGACCGUAUUGCACGGGUGGGGUUUGAGGCGGCGCGCAAGCGCAGCGGGCGGCUGUGCUCGGUGGAGAAGUCGAAUGUGCUGGAGGUGUCGCAGCUGUGGCGCGAGCGUGUCACCGCCAUCGGGGCGGAGGAGUACCCAGAUGUGGAGCUGUCGCACAUGUAUGUGGACAACGCCGCCAUGCAGCUCAUCCGCAACCCACGCCAGUUUGACACCAUCGUCACGGGCAACAUCUUUGGGGAUAUCCUGUCAGACGAGGCGUCCAUGCUGACGGGAUCCAUUGGCAUGCUGCCCUCCGCCAGCAUUGGCUCUGAUGGCCCAGGCAUCUAUGAGCCAGUGCAUGGGUCGGCACCGGACAUUGCAGGGCAGGACAAGGCGAACCCGAUGGCCCAGGUGCUCUCUGCUGCCAUGAUGUUGCGUUAUGGGCUCAACCUGCCACGUGGCGCUGAUCUAUUGGAGGCUGCUGUCAUGAGUACCCUGGAGGCGGGGUACAGGACUGGCGACAUUGCAUCUCCUGGCACUGAAGUGGUGGGGUGCAGCAAGAUGAGUGAAGUGCUUUUUGAGAAGUUGUAUGAGGCUCAUGCCAAGCUCAGCUAG